Acaulospora colombiana is the source of this 4632-nucleotide messenger RNA. NCBI's taxonomy places the organism in Eukaryota, Fungi, Glomeromycota, Glomeromycetes, Diversisporales, Acaulosporaceae. The record is from the annotation of a GenBank genome assembly.
AUGGUGCAAUUUAAAGAAUUCCUCGGGUUUAAACCGGUUUCAGACUCCGGAGGCUCGCGCAUAAAUGUGCUUUGCGAUGGUGGCUCCGAAAAGACGAUCAUGGGAUUCCUUGUCGAGUUGAAACCAGAGUCUGUAACCUCCGAGAAUUCUUCGGCAUAUUUUCCACUCGUCAAUGAAUUUCUACGGGAGGGGUUAUUUUCCUCGGAACUGACCGCCCACGAAAUUUACAAGUCCGCUCUCGACGUAAUCGAAAAGAAACAAUUUUUAUCUGCGCCGACCACCAAACCUUUACUCGAAUUCUCCCUCUCCCUGCAUACCACGGCUCCAGCCAUUCAUGCCUAUUACCAUUAUUAUAACGCGACCGUAAUUCCAUCCAAAAACGAAUCCAACCAAAAAUUCAACCCAGAUUGCGAGGUCUGGAUCGAUUGGUAUGGUAAACAAGCUUGCGAUGUUGAGGAAUUCCAAAAUCUUAUUGGAUUUACGAGCUCCACGAAAUUUAAGUUGAACAUUACUCGUGAUGCGACCUCUCCUAAACUCUUGCCAUUCGAUCAUGUCCUUAAACCUCGGGUCCAGACUCCGGAGCCAGUGAUAAUUUUGUACGCCGAUUUGUUGUCACCAGAGUUUUCUAAAUUUCACGAAUUCAUAAAUUCAUUGGUUGAAGACGGAGAGGCAAGCUAUGUCUUGAGAUACAAACCACCAAAAGGGAGUCGUGACACAUUAUAUUUAUCGGGAUACGGUGUAGAGUUGGCAUUAAAAAAUAUGGACUACAUUGUUAUAGAUGAUCGUAAAGUGGAAAUAGGUGUCGGGAAUAAAGAGACUGACGCGGAAGAUCGCAAAGAGGAACCCAGCAAUAAAUCCGAUGAUCACCUGUUUGACCAGGAUAGCUCUGAAAUAAAACCUCUUAAAGCCGGGGAAGUUAAAAGUCUAGGAAUAAAGGCCGCACAAUUUAUACUAGAAUCGCAGGAUCCUCUAAAGACACUCACGCAAUUGUCCCAAAAUUUUCCAAAAUAUUCACAUUCCAUCUCUCAAAUUCCUUUAAAUUCUUCCUUGGAAGAGGAGAUAAUGACAAAUCAUCAUGUUCGUUUAGACACGAAUUCAUUUUGGCUCAACGGACUGGUCAUAAACCCUGAAUCUGCUGAUCCAUUCAGCUUGUUAAAGCUGUUGCGUCGUGAACGUCAAACAGUUUUAUCCUUAAAAAGUCUUGGCUUGAAUUCGCAUCAAGCCAUCGAUUUGCUUUCUUCUCCCAUUAUCUCUCAAGCUCAAUCACCUCAGGAUUCUUCGAGAGGCGUAUUCGAUGUUCGCGACAAUUCUCCAAAGAAAAAUGUGGUCGUAGAACUAGUGCUUAUGAAAUUUGUUCAGAUUCUUCGUCCGGUUUUUCCGGGACAGAUGCGAUAUUUACGUAAGAAUUUGUUCUCGACGUUGUUCGUCAUGGACCUCUCCACCACGGGAAGCCUCAAAAUUAUCGCCGAACAAAUAAACAUGUUUCUAUCGCGAGAUAUCCCCAUUCGAUUCGGCCUUAUUCCACUUUUUUCCGAGGAUCAUCAAAAUUUUAAGGAGGAAUACAACAAAUUUGUUAAGGAAAGGUCGCCGAAAAACAAAGAGGCCACCGGUUCUUUUGAAGAGAUUAUCAACGCCAAUAACUCUUUGGUGGAAGAACAAGUUAAUGGAGCUAUCGAGUUUAUUGACAGGUUUAGAAUCGACACGAAAGGCAAAGGCGUAUUUUUUGUGAAUGGAAAACUUUUUGAUAUGACCGAGUCUUAUCAACGGGAUAUGGUCCAAACAGUCAACGAGUAUACGGCGUUCUUGCAACAAAAAGUGCACUUUGGUGAGAUUGACGAUCGAACCGACAUUUACGAAUAUUUCAUGACCCUGCCAAAUCUUCCCUCGAGGAGAAAUCCUUAUAUCUUUGUCUCCGAGGUCCAACCCUUAAAAACAAUCAAUUUGGUUAGCGACAGGGACGAAAGCCUUUUUCAAAUUGAACAUUUAAAAUUUAUAUCACGAGCGAGCGAUACUGAAGAGGAGGACAUGACAUUAUUAUUAAUAACCAAUUUUGACAGCGAGCAUGGAGCAAAGCAGGGACUGGAUGCCUUGAAAUUCCUUGACUCGGCAAAAAAUGUGCGCUUAUCCUUGAUCCAUCACCCAGGAUCUGGAUUUUUAGAAACACCCAGCAUGUCAUCGAUGAUAUAUCACUUGUUUUACGAAGAGUCGGUUAUGCCGAGCAUCAAAGAUCUCCAAACAGCUUUUGAAGAAUAUUUAGAUGUGAUUUCAAAGAGUCAAAUUAAAGGAGGAAAUGUUGAAGGAGAGCAAAUACCAAUUGAUGUUGAUGAUAAAUUUAAUUCCGCGCGGUCUGCUGGUUGGCAGGUGGUUGAUAGACUGAAAGCCGAAAAUUAUUGGCAAAGCCUGGGUUCUUCUCUUAAGGAUGCAUUGAAGUUUAAUGACGACGACACGACUAUAAUAAUCGGACCUUUUCCCAUUGAUGAUGCUUUUCAAGUAGAAGAUUUCGAAUUGCUUGUGGAUUUUGAAUUCUCGGAGCGCAUUUCCCCCGUCGUGCAUGCCAUUGAAGAGCUCAAGAUAAACGUAGGGCUAAAGGGCUCCAAUUAUUCGAAUUUUAUUGCAAAGGCAUCUUCGGUCAUAUCCGCUUCUAGUACGUCGGAUGUUCCACCAGGCCUGUUUAACAAUCAAGAGCAUAGGCGCGACACCAUCUUCAGGAAGUUGCAGGGAGAUGUUAGUCGAGUGAAUAUUGGUAAUCCUGACGAUGCCAUCUACAACAUUGUUGCUGUCAUUGACCCGAUAAGUGAGAUGGCGCAAAAAUGGUCGACUAUUUUAACAACUUUGUCGCAGUUUGAUGGUUUCUUUUUAGAAAUAUAUUUGUACCCGCCCACACACAUAGAGGAAAUUCCGUUGAAACGAUUCUAUCGCUAUGUUUUAAGCCCUAGAUUGACUUUCAACUCUACCACCGGAUCACUUGUGCCCCCGUCUGCAUAUUUUAUUGAUCUUCCAGAGAAUCCACUGUUAACUCUAGGAAUGGACGUUAUAUCCCCAUGGUUGGUUACUCCAAAGUCAUCCAUUUAUGACCUGGACAAUAUUCAGUUAUCUAAAUUGGAUGUUCGGUCACGAGCCAAGGGAGUGGAGGCCACUUUUGAAUUGGUAAAUAUCUUAAUUGAGGGGCACGCGCGUGAUGUCACGUUAAAUAUGCCGCCAAGUGGUCUCCAGCUGAUACUUGGGACAAAUAGCUACCCUUCGAUGGUAGAUACCAUAGUAAUGGCAAACCUUGGAUACUUUCAACUGAAAGCGAAUCCAGGAGUAUGGACCUUGGGACUAAGGGAGGGGAGGUCAACUGAAAUAUUUGAAAUUCAAAGUGUAGGCAGCGAAGGGUGGCUAAGUAGAAGUGUGGAAGAAAUUGGCGAUGGGAUUGUUUUGAAUAGCUUUGAGGGAUUGGUGAUCUAUCCGCGUAUGGUAAGAAAACUCGGUAAAGAAAGCGAAAAAAUUUAUCAAGACGAUGAAGGUGGAAGCGAUGAUGGAAUAUGGGAUUAUCUGAAAAGCAGGUUCUCUCAUACAAAAGAAGAAUCAAGGCAAAACAAAGCUGAAAUCAAUAUUUUUUCGGUGGCUUCCGGUCACCUUUACGAAAGAUUUCUUUCUAUCAUGAUCAUUAGCGUGCUUCGACACACAAAGAGUAGUGUCAAGUUUUGGUUUAUCGAAAAUUUCUUGUCACCUUCUUUUAAGGAUUUCAUACCUCACAUGGCAAAAGAAUACAAUUUUGAAUACGAACUUGUGACAUAUAAAUGGCCACACUGGUUGCGUGCCCAAAAAGAGAAACAAAGGACCAUCUGGGGUUAUAAGAUUUUAUUCCUCGAUGUACUUUUCCCGCUUAAUUUGGAUAAGGUUAUCUUCGUCGACGCCGAUCAAAUAGUACGUACCGACCUCAAAGAGCUGGUCGAUACGGAUUUACAUGGUGCGCCUUAUGGAUAUACACCAUUCUGCGAUAAUCGACCCGAGAUGGAUGGUUUCCGAUUUUGGAAGUCCGGAUACUGGCAAGAACAUCUAAGGGGAAAGCCUUAUCACAUUAGCGCUCUUUACGUAGUCGACUUGCAAAGAUUUCGUCACAUGGCUGCUGGAGACUACUUGCGCGGUCAGUAUCAGGCACUCAGCGCGGAUCCGAACUCCCUUUCAAAUCUAGAUCAAGACUUGCCAAAUAAUAUGCAACAUAUGAUCCCGAUAUUUUCUUUGCCUCAGGAAUGGCUAUGGUGCGAGACGUGGUGCAGCGAUGAAUCACUGGCCAGGGCUAAAACUAUUGAUCUUUGCAAUAAUCCGUUGACAAAGGAGCCUAAGCUCGAUAGAGCAAAACGACAAAUUCCGGAAUGGGAAUCAUAUGAUAAGGAAGUGGCCGAUCUGGCAGCUAGAAUUGUACAGCAGAAAGUCAAUUCAUCAUCACAUAAUGUAAUUCUAAAUGUAGAUGCAAUAAGAGAUGGAGAGUUAAUUGUUGAGAAUGCGGAGGAAGGUGGUGCCAAGGAUGUUGAAACAAUAAUCGAGGACACAAGCGAAGAAAUGGAAGUUGAGGUUAAAUCUGACAAUUUAAGACAAGUCACGCUGACCACCGCCGCCACCGUUCCUCCAAUUAAAGACGAGUUGUGA